GGGGAGCUUGAAGUAGUCCACACAAGUUCCAUCUGUAGACAGCCUAGGGCUUGUGCAUGGUUUCAUCUCCUCCAGCAGAAUAAUCCUGUUUUCAGGGCACACUUGGCAAUUAAGAUGCAGUCUGUCCUACUUAAGGCAUUAGGAAACAUUUAGUAUGAUUUAGGAAUUGCAUUAGGACAACAGAUGCUAUUUUGAAGAAAGAGUUCACAAGUGGCAGGGUUUAUGGAAUGAACGCUUGCAGUUGUGCACCUGAAAAAGGUUUGAAUUAAGAGAAGAAAACUGCAAGUCAGAAUGCAGUGAUGACUUCCAAUUACUUCUGACUUGCUGAGUUGGCCUUUAUCAGCUGUAAGAAGAAUGCAUGCUGAAGGUAACACCCUGUAUCUUCAGAUCAGACACGCAUCUUGCAGGCAAUUAUCAACAUUGUAUUUUUUACUGGCUUUGAGAGAGAUGGCUGAGAAACUUUAAAUCUGAAUUUCAGCUGCGCUUUGGGUGGUAGUUGCACCACUUGGGUGAACUGAGGAUAUCUGAUCUUUGACUUUGAGUAAGCCAUUAAGAGAACUUGAAUUCUCUUCCUGUGUUCGAUUGCUGGAGCACGCACGCAGAUCUGUUGAUUUGAGACCUAACUGCCACGUGCCUUGCUUUUUGUACUCCACAAAAUGGAAAUAAGAGGAUUUGCUGUACAGGGGUGGACAGAAACAUGCUGAAAUGAAUGUGAGGCAUCACGUGUGUGAGUUGACUGAGAAGCUGCUUGGCUAAAUACUGUGCCAUGCACGCUGCCCACAGCCUGUCCCUGUCCCACUGCGCUGAGCUGGGAGGAGCAACCCAUGCGAUCCUGUGGUGACUGAGCAGCUUAGGAAUGGAGAUCUUUAAUGAGCAAAACGGUUUUUGUAUUGGGCUAAAUCCAUUCCCCAGUGUGGUUUGCUCCUCAGCCACCUGAUAUGAUAGCUUACCUGCCAUAAGGCAGGGACAAAGCGAAGUGGGAACAAGCAGCAGGGGGUGAGUUGGUGAGUUCCUUUAAUUAGCAUUAGAUACCAGUAAGUUGAAAAGGAAUCUGCAUCCUAGGCAACGGCACGUGACCACAACUCACCCAGCAGCUCCUUAGGUGGAAAGGCAAUGGGACGAGAGGGAGCAUCCUCAAGUUGCUCCAGGGGAGGUUUGGAUUGGAUAUUAGGAGAAACUUCUCAGGCAGAGUGGUCAGGACUGGCGCAGGAUGCCCAGGGAGGUGGUAGAGUCACCAUCCCUGGAGGUGUUCAAGAAACACGUAGGUGUGAUAGUAGGGGAUGUGAUUUAGUGGGGAAAUACUGAUGAUAGGAGAUCUUAGGUAUCUUUUCCAACCUUAUGAUGCACUGAUUCUAAGUGAUGUGGCUACGCUGUACUGUACAGGGGUGCCACUUGUGCCUGUGCAGUGCUGGAUUGUGCCUGGACUGGGAGAGCUCUGGGUGCAGCAACCUGUAAGGUGCUGCUCAUUGAAGUGUGUGUCUUAUCAAUGCUGUUGCUGCUGAGGUGCUUACCGUGGGCAGUGAGAGACCAAGCACAGCAGGCGUUGGAUCUAUUUUUCCUAUUGAGUUUGUGCUGUUGAAGCUGCCAACAACUUGUUCUCAGUCAGUCUUUGCAUUAUUCAUUAAUGCUGAGAUUGCAUGAGGGGAAAGAAACCAGGAUCAGUUUGCGAAGCUGCACAUUAUGGAAGAGAAAUUUAUGAUGUUGAAGAGAGCAGCAGUAAACGUAACUUUGCAGUUAGCCCCAGAAACAGGCCUGCCACUGUGAAACACUGCUUUCUUGCAGUGUUAUCUCACUGAAGAUGCCUAUUAUGCAGAAGAGCCGGAGCACUUUGCCCUUUCUGUCUCUUGUGAACUUCGACCAGUUGGUCAGGGUUGUUUAUAAAGCCAGACGCUAAUUGUGCUGCUUCUCAUUCCACGGAACAAAGGUAUGCUGGCUCGCUGUAGUGAGCGUCCCUAGGAGGAGAGGCACGAAGUGAAAUGGUCGACGAGGAGGCGAAGAGCUUACCGAUGGAGCUGAGUGAGAAAGGAGGUGUGGAGAACAACGGGUUUGUUCAAAAUGAGGCUUUUGAUGACAGGGAGACCAACACCAGCAGCCAAGAUGAAAUACCAAAAACGUGUGCUGUUGACGUGAGCCCAGCAGCUGUGGCAGAGCCAGCCCUGCAGCCCUAUGCGGGGAUGCCAAAGGAGGUCCUGCUGAAGUUCUCCAGCCAAGCCCGGUACAGGGUCACCAGGGAGAUUCUCUUCUGGCUCAUCAUCGCUGCUGCCGUCCUGCUCGUGUCUGCCACGAUUGCCAUCAUUGCUCUGUCCCCAAAGUGCCUCCAUUGGUGGCAAGAUGGUCCUAUCUACCAGGUCUACCCCCGUUCUUAUAAGGACAGCAACAUGGAUGGGAACGGUGAUCUGAAAGGUAUCCAAGAAAAGCUGGACCAUAUCACGCAUUUAAAUAUAAAAACCAUCUGGAUCACAUCUUUCUACAAGUCCCCCUUAAAAGAGUCUGGCUAUGGAGCUGAAGACUUCUACGAUAUUGAUCCCAUGUUUGGAUCAAUGAGUGAUUUUGAGGAUCUUCUUGCAUCCAUACACGAUCGAGGAUUAAAGGUAAUAAUGGAUUUGAUACCAAACCACACCAGUGACAAGCACCAUUGGUUCCAGCUCAGUCGCAAUCGCACGGGGAAGUACACAGAUUACUACAUCUGGCAGGACUGCAUGCAGGCAGGGGCGGCCAUCACUGCUCCCAACAACUGGGUGAGUGUCUAUGGGAAUUCCAGCUGGCAGUAUGAUGAUGUGAGGAAGCAGUGUUAUUUUCAUCAGUUUGGGAAAGAGCAGCCGGACUUAAAUUUCCGCAACCUUGCCGUCCAACAAGAAAUCCACGAUGUUAUCAAAUUUUGGCUUGGCAAAGGAGUCGAUGGAUUUAGUUUUGUCGCUGUUAAGUUUCUUCUAGAAGCCACACAUCUACGAGAUGAGCCACAAGUGAACAAAUCUCAGAAUCCUGAGAGCAUCACAGCCUAUUCCGAGCUCUACCAUGACUACACAACCACGCAAGUUGGUAUGCAUGACAUCAUCCGUAGCUUCCGCGAAACCAUGGAUCAAUACAGCACUGAACCUGGCCGAUACAGAUUUAUGGGUUCUGACAGUGAUGAAAACGAAGACAUAGAAGGAACAAUGGUGUAUUAUGGAACAACUUUUGUCCAAGAAGCAGACUUCCCAUUCAAUUUCUAUCUAAUUAACAUGAAAAAUCUAUCUGGCAGCAGUGUUUCUGAAGCUGUCAACAUGUGGAUGAAAAACAUGCCUGAAGGAAAAUGGCCAAACUGGGUGGUCGGAAGCCCGAACACUGAUCGGAUUUCAUCUCGGUUUGGGAAUGAGUAUGUCAAAGUUAUAAACAUGCUGCUGUUAACCCUCCCUGGUACUCCUAUAACUUACUAUGGUGAAGAAAUAGGCAUGGAGAACGUUGCAUCAGCAAAUGUGACCUUUCCAGCUCAAUCCCCUAUGCAGUGGAACAGCAACGAUAACGCUGGUUUUACUGAAGGCAACAGUAGCUGGAUACCUGUUAACUCUGACUACCAAAGUGUCAAUGCUGAAGUUCAGAUGGCCCAGUCCAACUCAACCCUGAAUUUGUACAGAGAACUAACUCUACUUCACAACAACGAGCUACCCAUACAUCGGGGGUGGAUGUGCUCCAUCUGGAACGACAGUGAUGUUUUUGUGUACGUGAGGGAAUUGGAUGGGUUAGACAGUGUCUUUAUGAUGGUUCUCAAUUUUGGACAGGAAUCGACAAUAGAUCUGAAAGCUAUGGUUCCAAGCCUCCCAUCUCAAGCUGUGAUAAGACUAAGUACUAAUUUUAGCAAUACUGGUAACACUGUUGAUACCAGAAUAAUUAAAACUGAGGCAGGAGAAGGUCUGGUCCUUGAAUAUAAAACAGGAAAGCCUGUUCAUAAUAUGGAAGCUUUUCAAGAAAACUGUUUUGUGUCUGAAAAAGCUUGUUAUUCCAGUGCCUUCAAUUUACUCUACAUGAACUGCUAAAUGCAAGAGUAGCUUUCAUGUUAACUUAGAAAAUGCUUGGUUCAGAGAAAUGCUAAUUCUUUUUGGCUUUUCAGGCUUGCUUUCUGUACACAAUAAACAGCUUGAAAAAUAAAAUUAAUACCAAAUUGUCUUGUAUCUGUACUGGGUAAUAAACAAUUUUGUCAUUUAAA
Molecule: messenger RNA, 4183 nt
Organism: Centrocercus urophasianus (Greater sage-grouse)
Lineage: Eukaryota; Metazoa; Chordata; Aves; Galliformes; Phasianidae
Gene: SLC3A1
Product: solute carrier family 3 member 1
Exons: 10
Coding region: 1977-4013 (678 amino acids)
Biological process (GO): amino acid transport; carbohydrate metabolic process
Source: RefSeq, a predicted model, not a curated record